CUUGCCUGUCAGACAGAGAUCAGGGUGAAAUUCACCCCCCUUACUUUUGACGGGCUGAGUGGAGAUGUGAAAGCAUGGCUGCAGAAGGCGAAAAGAAACCGGUGCUGGAGAUGGUCCAAGCUGAUGGGGCUGAUGAGGGCUGUGUGACGUUUGUGCUGCACGAGGAAGACCAUACGCUGGGCAACUCCCUAAGAUACAUGAUCAUGAAAAGUGUGGAUGUGAACUUUUGCGGCUACACGAUCACCCACCCCUCUGAGAGCAAGAUCAACUUUCGGAUACAGACACGAGGGGGCGUUGCAGCCACAGAGCCUCUGCGGAGAGGUCUGAAUGAGCUCAAUGAUGUUUGUCAGCAUGUUCUCAACACCUUCCAGGGGAGAGUUAAUGAGUUCAAAGAGAGGGAGGAGCCACCGAUGGAAUGAAGAGGAUCGCGUAUGUGCGACUGUGGAACUCUACCGAUCUGUAAAAAAAAAUGACUUACUUUGAUAUUUCCCCUUUUAUGUUUUGUUUACUAGCUAGAGGAGGGUAUGACACGUUCUUCCACCUAUUGAACUAGUUCACAGGUCACAUUCAAACAGUUGUACAGUUUUCUUUUUUAAUCCGCUCAAAUGAUUUCGAUGUAUAAUAAAUGUGUGUUCUUGUGUUUAUCUUA
Messenger RNA from Pleuronectes platessa (European plaice), 649 nucleotides. RefSeq names its product RNA polymerase I and III subunit D (gene polr1d). The transcript is spliced from 5 exons. The coding region runs from base 75 to 419 and encodes 114 amino acids. The record is from RefSeq and is a predicted model, not a curated record. Gene Ontology annotation, cellular component: RNA polymerase III complex; RNA polymerase I complex. Gene Ontology annotation, molecular function: DNA binding; protein dimerization activity; DNA-directed RNA polymerase activity. Gene Ontology annotation, biological process: DNA-templated transcription. Lineage: Eukaryota; Metazoa; Chordata; Actinopteri; Pleuronectiformes; Pleuronectidae.